This is a messenger RNA of Arxiozyma heterogenica, 5550 nucleotides long. It is a transcript of the gene UBR2, whose product is annotated as putative ubiquitin-protein ligase UBR2. Lineage: Eukaryota; Fungi; Ascomycota; Saccharomycetes; Saccharomycetales; Saccharomycetaceae. Gene Ontology annotation, biological process: ubiquitin-dependent protein catabolic process via the N-end rule pathway. Gene Ontology annotation, molecular function: zinc ion binding; ubiquitin protein ligase activity. The record is from RefSeq and is a predicted model, not a curated record. The transcript has a single exon. The coding region runs from base 1 to 5550 and encodes 1849 amino acids.
AUGACAGAUGUACAAAAAAGGACACCAGAAAGUUUGGAAGAUUUUUUAUCUUUGUUACCGAUUCUUUGUAAUAAUAAAUAUGAUGAAGUUUCUGAUUAUUUUGUUUGGAAGACUUUAAACCUUUGUUUAAUAAAAAAUCAUCAAAGUAUUAAUUGGAGCAGUGUUAUUCAAAAUUUCGAAGUUAUUUACACAAAUAAAGACAAAUAUUCAAAUUUAUUAUAUGAUGAUACAUGGAAAAAAACGUUCAUUAAUGAUAAUACCGAGAAUAAUCAUAAGAAUACAAUGUGUCGACGAUUAAGUUAUCCAAUUGAAACAAUAUAUUAUUGUUUUACGUGUAUGACCAAUCCAUUAUACGAAAUCUGUGAAUUUUGUUUUGAUCCACAAUAUCAUAAAGAUCAUGACUAUCUUUCUAAAAUUGUAAUAAGAGAUGAAGGUAGAGUGUGUCAUUGUGGUAAUAAAUCUGUUUUUAAAAAUCCACAGAAUGCCUUUCUUUGUAAGAAUGCAUUUAAUAAUAAUAACAAAUAUACUACAAAGAAUAAUAGGGAUUUGGAAGAGAAUAUUAUGGAUGAUAGUCAGACUCUAAAUACACAAUCUACUAUAAAUGUUAUUUUAGAUUAUAUAAUUGCGACCAUGGUGGAACUUAAUGAAAUUUAUAAGUUACUUUCUGCUUCUGAAAAACAAAAUAAAGAAGGAAAUGAAUCAAUAACUGAUGAAGGGAAUUUGCUACUCCCUUAUUUGAUUCCGAUAAACUCAAAUUGUACUAUUCAGCCAACAAAUGAUUCACGAUUUUCAAUUAAUAAAGACAUCAAAGAAAAAUGGGUUUUGCAAAUCCAUGAGGAUAAUUUAACUAUUCAUCCAAGAGAACUCUCUGCUAACAUAGUGGAGAUUUUGAAUAAACCUAUAGAAUAUGCUAUUUCUGUUGUCCAAAGAUUGGAGACAACCAACAUACCAGUAACUUUACUAGAAAGCAACGAUAUUUCUCAAUUACAAGAUGUUCGCGCUAAAUUUGAAAAGUGUAAUAUCAAAACCUCUAUUAUUGGAAUAAAUUUAAUUUAUAAACAUCAUUUAGCUGAAACUUUAUUGGAAUGGUUGUACACUACAUGCAAGAAUCAAAAUGAUCCAUCCUCAUUUUUGUACCCACUCCGUUUAUCAUUAUUGAAUAAAUGGGGAAUAUAUGACUCAAGAUCAUCUCUUGAUCUGCCCCUUUCACGAAAGAUUAAUUUACUUGGGAAGUGUAUUCUUCAGAAGGAUUCUAUCAAAAAAAUAUGGUAUAAAACAUGGAAUUUUAGUAAGCUUAAUAAUAAAACAUGCCAUUUAAUAAUGGAAAAUUAUAAUUUAUCUUUAAUAGAAGGUAUUACAGAUGGACUCUCAACAGUUAGUUAUGAAAUACAGGGGUCAAGAUUCCAAUAUUUGUUGACAGAAACUUUAGAGAGACUAUCAUUAGUCCAUUUUCAUCAGCUUCUAAAUAUUCUGGUAUCCGUAUUUUCUAUGACAGACAAGUGUCGAGGCUGCUUGGUGGCUCAAUACUUUGAUAUUUAUCUUAAUUUAUUGUACCAGUCUGUUAAUACUACUUCUGACAGACAUGUAGUUGUUAUGACUCUUUUAUCGCAGUAUACUUUCCAAGAUCCAGAUUAUGCAAAUUUGGCGAUAAGAAACGAAUUUGUUGAGCGUGUGUUGCGAUUUAUCUUUGUUUUAAUGAAUCUAUCUAGUUCUAAUAUGGAGGAUGGUAAUUAUAUUAUAUCUUUAGAAAAAGAUUUUAAACUACCAACAGUAGGUAUUCAAAAUAAAAGAAUUAUCAUUUCUCUUAAAGAAUUAUGCAUCCUGUUAUCAACUAAUACUAUUCCAAUUGAAUUAUUAUCUAACUCAUCACUCUUAAAUUGCAUAUUCUCAGCAUUUUGCCAGUUUAAUAAUAUUCUUCCUUUAAAGAGAGAGGUUAAUAAUCAUGUCGAGUAUGAAAGCUUUGAAUUUUCUUCGUUCUAUUUUUUUUUCUCAUCAAUUCUAAUAAUGACAGAUAGUUACGUAAGAAGUAUUGCACUAGUGUUUGAUAAAGAUUUCCGUAUCAAAAUGAUUAAAAAACUUAUUGAUAUGGCAAUUAAAGAAGAAUUUAAAUGUCUUAGAGACUGUGGUUAUAUGCGUGUGAGGCAAUUAGAGGUUAAUGAAGAACACAUAUCAUCUAUGUCUGAAAAUGAAAUCUUGACGGUAAGAGAGAAAUUAUGUGGCCAUAUAACAGAUAUUAUCAAUUUUCAAGUUGGUAUGAAUUCUCAAAGCCUCUUAAAUCCAAUGUCGUACUUUUUCAAGUUUGUGCUACAAUGGGCAACUUCUGGUAGGUAUGAACCACUUCCUGUGGAAUUGAAAAGUCAAAUUAAUAUAAAAGAAUUCAUACAGAAUCCAACACUACUACAAUGCAUUUUAGAGCCAGCUCUUUCAACUUUGGUUUUACUCGGUCAAAUUGAAGUGGGGUUCUGGGUGAGAAAUGGUGUAUCUAUAAGUCAUCAGGCUAAAAUGUAUACAAAGUAUAGUAUGAGAGAAUUUACUUAUGUUAGCGAUAUAUUUAAUGUGCAACUUUGCAUGUGUAACAUGGACCCUAGUGAUUUUCUGGUGAUAUAUUUUGUUAGAUGGGGUUUGAAGAAUUGGUGUAAGGGCAUUCCAAUUGGAGAUUAUCCAGAUGAACCAACAACUAUUAAAAUUGUAAAUGAAGCUCUUAUUUUAUUAAUACGGUUAUUGACUGAAAUGAAGUAUCUCAUAGUGACUUCUUCAGUAGAUAGUUUUGAAAAAACCUUGAAAGUAGAAAUAAUUCAUUCUGUUUCUCUAAAACAAGUCACAUAUGAGCACAUUGUAAAUAGUAUACCAGAACAUAUUGUUAAGCAUGCUGCUUUUGAUUCUUACUUAAAAAAGUACACACAUUUCCACAAACCUGUCAAUCCUGAUGAAACUGGUAGUUUUACAUUGAGGGAGGAAUAUAGAUCUGACCUUGAUCCAUAUUAUUAUGGUCUAACACCAAAUAGAAGAUAUGAAAUUGAAACAGAUAUAAGACAUCAAAUGAUGAAAUCUAAUAAUAUCAGUUUUGAUGAUACAUUUGUGCCAACAAAAAAAUAUAUUGAAAAUCUGCAGACUUCUCCCUACUCUGACUUAUUUUCAAUCACAUCAGUAGAUUGCUUUGGUAUGUUUUUAAAGCAUACAUUGGAUUAUAUUAAGAAAUUUAAAUGUGAUAUAUUACUUCCGAGAACAGUACAUCUUAUUCAUAUUGCAGUUGUUAAUAACAUCCACGAAUUUACAAAAAUAUUCUGGCAUGAAUAUGAAGUGGUUGAUACAGAAUUCUAUCAUUAUCACAGUAUUGGAUCUUUACUUUAUUCAUUUUUAUUAAUAGAAGAGUUUUCUACCGUCCAUGGGGAAAUAAAGCAAAUCUUUUGUUAUUUAAAGGAAAAUGCACCACAUGUUGACAUCAAUAGUUACUUGAUGGAACAAGUAGAAUCUUUUAAUGAAGAUACAUUAUGGUCAAGUUGUAAGGUUCAAAAGUUAAAGGAUACUGACUUUAAUAGAAAAAAAGAAAAAGCAAGGUUACGAAAAGAAAAGAUUCUAAGAAAAUUGGCCCAUCAACAACAAAAAUUUUUGGAAAAAAAUAAGAGUGCAUCAUUAGAGAAAAUUGUAUCUGUUAAAACUACACUAACUUCUCUGAAUUCUCACCAGAUGGAAUGUUUAGAAAAUACGGGCUGGAAAUUUCCAGAUGACUUUUGCAUAUUUUGCAAAACAAGCAAAGAAAACAUUUCAUUUGUUUAUUUUUCAUAUGAGGAAGUUGGUAUUUGCGAUCAUGUUAUGGAUUUUGUAAACAUCAAAAAGAAGACUCUAGGCCCAAUUCAAGAGAAGCCAGUUGUACGUGUAUGUGGGCAUGGUUCUCAUAUAACGUGUCUUGGAAAACAUCUAAAAAGUAUUAGAUUGGCACAGGGUCAGACUACUAAGAAUAUUCCAGAUUCAUUUGGCUAUGGAUUACUAUACUGCCCUGUUUGUAGUUCUUUAUCGAAUUCUUUUGUGCCAAAAAUAAAGAAAUAUAGAUUGAGAACUGCUGAAGAAUUUUCUUCCAGGCACUUUAUAACACAAAAUACUUUCCAACAGAAAAAGUCAGGAUUGUCUAGUAGCGUAGAAGAGUGCAUUUUUAUUCUCCAGAAUUUAAUGAAUCCUUCUAAUACAGUUAAAACUGAUAUGUUCAAAUCAGUCAAUCAAUUACUUGUUAAUACCACAUCCAAUAUUGAACUAGGUUUGAGAUAUAAUCACACUGAAUGUAAUCUGAACUGUUUUAAAGAUAGUAUCCCCACACAGGAUUUAUUGACAUUAAGAUUAUUGUCAGAACUUAAAACAGAGACUUUUACUUUGCAAACAAAAAAAAGUAUGGAUAUGGAUAUAACUGUAUUUUUUAAAGAUCAAAAUUGGUAUGAAAGUAUUUUACUUCAUCUCAAUGAAGAUUUACUUCUUUAUGUUAGUCAAUUGUUUGAAAUGCAUGACAUAUCAAAAGUAGAUGGCAAAUAUUGGUUAGCAAAGAUAUUAAAAAUGAAACUAUUCCAGAAUUUAGUAUCUUUAUGUUGCAAUCUAGUCCAAACAGAUUGCAACAUCAAUGCUGAGGAAUUUAUUACGUCUCUACCAGAACAUUCUUCAAUAGAUGCUGAUUGUCAAAUGAAAUAUUUUGAUUCAGAGUUGCUUGUUAAUAUUGUGAGACGAACACUAAGUGAUCUUUGUAAAAACACUGGUUUACUUAGAUGUUCCCUUGAUAAAAUUGCACCAUUCAUAUAUAAGUGGCUGUAUCAAUCAGUAGUUGUAUUUUUGAGAAGAAGUUAUUUAUUGUUUCUAAGUAAGUAUCCUGUUGCGAAUGAACGUAUUAUAAUUUCUGGGCAACAUACAAUAGAGAUAACUAGUGAAUUAGAAUUUUAUUUACAGCAGUUUAAUUUGGAAAAGAUGCAAAACUUUAAUGCUUUGUUACAGAUUUUGAGAGAUGCCUUAGAAAAACGAAAUGACAUUAGGAGCUCAUUAUCUCGUUAUUAUCCAGACUCCACAAUAAGCAUCAUGCUAGGAAAUUUAAAGUUUAGCUCCUCUGAACCUAUAUAUUUAAUUCAUCUGCCCUAUAAUCUGUCUGAAUUAUGUCUAGAGUUGAAAAAUAUGGAUAUUUCAAAAAUAAUUUAUGGUGAUCCAACAAUGUGUCUCUUUUGUGGAAAGGUUGUUAGUUUACAACAUCAAAGUGCAUUACAUAAAUUUUUAAUUGGUGAAUGUACUAAUCAUACAAGAAAUGAGUGUUCUUACACAUCAACCUAUGGUAUGUUUUUGUUAAUUAGAAGCAAUACCUUAUAUUUGUCAUAUGGGAACAGAGGUACUUUUUAUGAGACACCAUACCGCAAUGCGUUUGGUGAGUCAGAUAAAGAAUUGAAAUAUGGAUCUCCAGUGUUUUUGGAUAAGAAAAGGUAUAUUGAACUUGUGAAAAGUGUCUUAUUGCGUAAUUUGAUACCGCAUAUUAUAUAUCGUAAAACGGAUGGUAAUCUUGAUUUUGGUGGCUGGGAAACCUUGUAA